AACAGCUCUAGAUUUUAUUGCCAUCGCUAAUAUUUACUGUGAGUUUGGUUUGUGGUGCGCUAAAUUGCGGAAUUCGUUUACGUUUUUACGUUAAACAGAUUUUGUUUAAAAGUUUGUGAUUUAACAAAUUGGCAUUAAAAAAAAAACCAAUUAGACGCGUCCGUCAAAGUUUCCUUAAUUUUUUUAUAUAUAUUUUUCUUAUUGUGGGUAACUUUUCCAGCGAAGCUUUCGAUUAAGGAGGAAAUACCGUUAUUAUAAAGUCGACGUAGAAGAGGAAGAGAUCUAAGGGCAACCUCGACCAUGGGCAAUAUACACACAACGGGUCCCAAUGAGGCGUUAAUUGUUUCAGGUGGCUGCUGCGGUUCAACCAAGAAGCGGACAAUUGUGGGCGGCUGGGCGUGGGCGUGGUGGCUGGUGACCGAUGUCCAGCGGCUGUCCCUGAACGUGAUGACCCUGAAUCCGAUGUGCGAGAACGUGGAGACCGCCCAGGGUGUGCCCCUGACCGUGACGGGCGUGGCUCAGUGCAAGAUCAUGAAGUCAUCUUCGUAUAAAAAUAACGAUUAUCAGAAUGACGAGGCCGACGAACUUCUGGGAACUGCCAGCGAGCAAUUCCUGGGCAAGAGCGUUAAGGAGAUCAAGCAGACGAUCCUGCAGACCCUCGAAGGACACCUGCGCGCCAUAUUGGGAACGCUUACAGUCGAAGAGGUGUACAAGGACCGCGACCAAUUCGCCGCCUUGGUGCGCGAAGUGGCCGCACCUGACGUGGGCCGCAUGGGCAUCGAGAUCCUCUCGUUCACCAUCAAGGACGUCUACGAUGAUGUCCAGUACCUGGCCUCCCUGGGCAAGGCCCAGACGGCGGUGGUCAAGCGCGAUGCCGAUGCUGGUGUGGCGGAGGCCAAUCGGGAUGCCGGUAUCCGUGAGGCCGAGUGCGAGAAGAGCGCCAUGGAUGUCAAGUACUCCACGGAUACCAAAAUCGAGGACAAUACUCGAAUGUACAAGCUGCAGAAGGCCAAUUUCGAUCAGGAGAUCAAUACGGCCAAGGCCGAGUCCCAGCUGGCGUAUGAACUGCAGGCGGCCAAGAUCCGGCAGAAGAUCCGUAACGAGGAGAUCCAGAUCGAGGUGGUGGAGCGACGCAAGCAGAUCGAAAUCGAGUCCCAGGAAGUGCAGCGCAAGGAUCGGGAACUGACCGGAACCGUGAAACUGCCCGCCGAGGCGGAGGCCUUCCGUCUCCAGACCCUGGCCCAGGCCAAGCAAUGCCAGACCAUUGAGAGUGCCCGUGCCGAGGCGGAACGCAUCCGAAAGAUCGGAGCAGCAGAGGCCCAUGCCAUCGAGCUGGUGGGCAAGGCGGAGGCCGAAAGGAUGCGGAUGAAGGCCAAUGUCUACAAGCAGUACGGCGAUGCAGCCAUCAUGAACAUAGUCCUGGAGUCACUACCAAAGAUUGCCGCUGAGGUGGCUGCUCCGCUGGCCAAGACCGAGGAGAUCGUCCUGAUUGGCGGCAACGAUAAUGUCACCAACGAUGUGACCCGUUUGGUGGCCCAGCUACCGCCCUCGAUCAACGCCCUGACCGGUGUGGAUCUGUCCAAGGUCCUGUCCAAGAUACCCGGGGCCAAGGCGUGAAACCUAAUGGAAUGGGACAUCCAGCAAAUGGCAAUGACAACGUAACGCAUCGCGCAAUGGAAUUGUAAACGAUAGGACGGACUAGGAAGCUAAAUCUAAAGGAAGAAAAGGAUCAAAAAUCGGGAUAAAGAUGGAGACUGGAUGGCUGGAAGGGUGGAUGCAGGUGGCAUUUGUAGAUUAGAACGAGAACUCGGAAAAAUGGAAACUGGAUAAGGAUAAAAGAAAAGUCAAACUCACAGAACAACACGAAAAAUCGAGAAAAAUCAAUCGAACGUAGCAAAAUGUACUCCGAUAUUAUAUUUAUAUGUAUAUGUAUAACUGUAUAUGUAUUUGUAUAUGUAUAUGUAUAUGUAUAUGCACACACACACACAUAUACGUACACCAGCCAGUGCUAGUGUCCUUUCUCAGCCUGUUUGUGUGCGUGUGUGUGUGAUGUACGAACCGUGUAACAAUCAAAAAAAAAUCUAAAAACUACAAAAAAAAAACACAAAAAAAUGAACGCGAAACCAACGUUAAUCUCAGCUAAAGUUAAAUAUGCAUUUCGUACGCAGCAUUUGGUGGCCUUUUCUCGCAAAAAAAAAAACAAACAAAACAUACAAAAGAUAUCGUCAAAUUUGUAAAACUUUAAUGUCAACAAAAAAAGGCAAAGUUUUAACAAUUUAUUUACUAAACUACUAUAUAUUAUUCACCUGCAUCUAGACACACAAACACAUACACAAACACGUACACUGAGAGUUCUUAAUUUGUAACAACAUGCCACACCGUGUGGCACGCAUCCUGCUGGUCCUUCUCUAUCUCUUUGUUACCACACUGCUAACUGAAUUUUUUCAAACUCCAAACUACAACUACUGCCUAUAUUUUAAUUUCAUGAAAGCCAAAGAGAAAGAGAGGGGCUAUCAAUAAUUAAUCGAGAUUUAGUCUAAAGUCUAAACAAAAGCCAAAAAAAAGGAUCAUUUCUUAAGGACUAGGCACCUAUCUCUUUGAAAAUCUCUCCAAAAUUGUUUCAUUCAUGUGCCAUUUUUACAAAAAAAAAAAUUGACAAUUCUAGACACACUUUUUCUCGAUCGAUUGUUGCAACUCUAUGGGAUCGUGCCACACCAUACGCUCUUCCAUUACCCACACUCACACACACACACACUCAACAACAACUAACACACUUACAAAAAUCAGAUAUUUAUUUUCGAUAAAUUAUAUACAUAUUUCUUUGUUAAAAUUCGGCGAGAUCCUAAGUAAUUAUCCAAUUUUAUAUAUAUAUCUCGUCUAUAGAAUAUAUAUCCUGUCCUUUAGAAUCCACAAUUUAUAUUUUUUUGUAGUGUGUUUGUAAGCAUUUAAAAAUGAAAAACUCUUUUUGGUUGAUAGUGUAAACAACUAAGCAUACAAAAGAAUAUUUUUGUUAUUUAUUUAUAUAACACUUAACUGGAAUUUAGUUAAAGCAAUUUUUCGAGUCUUUCAGUCCCAGUUCAUUCUUAUAUAUAUUUUUUUUGCUAGAGUAAUUAACCAUUAUUUCUUUAAGUGCACAUCACAAGAGCUGAUCCUUGAAAACAGAAUACACACCAUCCCACACACCCAUUAGACAGACACACCAAACACGAGACACUCUCAUAAAAAUAUUUUUUUCUAUUGUAUAUUAAGUGCAAGUAAUUUACAAAACAAAGGUCAACAACAACAAGAAACCGAAGGAAAACUAACCAAAAUGCUAAACCUAAAUCAAAUCUAAAAUUUUGUGUAUUUUGUCGUAAAUAAAUAAAUUUAAAAAUAA
Molecule: messenger RNA, 3376 nt
Organism: Drosophila ananassae
Lineage: Eukaryota; Metazoa; Arthropoda; Insecta; Diptera; Drosophilidae
Gene: Flo2
Product: flotillin-2
Exons: 8
Coding region: 301-1617 (438 amino acids)
Biological process (GO): regulation of myoblast differentiation; protein localization to plasma membrane
Cellular component (GO): plasma membrane
Source: RefSeq, a predicted model, not a curated record